Molecule: messenger RNA, 2258 nt
Organism: Solanum dulcamara
Lineage: Eukaryota; Viridiplantae; Streptophyta; Magnoliopsida; Solanales; Solanaceae
Product: probable polygalacturonase At1g80170
Exons: 9
Coding region: 597-1976 (459 amino acids)
Biological process (GO): carbohydrate metabolic process
Molecular function (GO): polygalacturonase activity
Source: RefSeq, a predicted model, not a curated record
ACAUCAUGGAUAUUUGGUCUGCAGGACAUUUUCUUUAAAAAAGUAUAUCUACCAGAAAGGGGAGACUUUCUCUGCCUCUAUACUUUUGAAGCAAGAACAGUUUGCUGCUUGUUAACCGACUCCACUACCAAAAUACAAGUUUCAGAAGAAAUUUAUAUGCCUUGUUUGGUCUCUCCAAUUACCAAACAACUUUUUUUCUAGUGCUCCUUUUCUUUUUCAAGAUUUUCACAUUUAUUGAUGAAGUAAAACUACUUUAAUGGUAAUUUGACUGCCCAAAAGGGGAACUUUUGAAGAUCGACGCUGCAACAUUUAUUGUUGUAUGGGUGACAAGGAAUCUAGAGGAGCCUUCUAUUUAUGAAUAGUGUAUUGAACCAUGCUGAAGAGUAAAGCAACGAUCUCUAAAAUGAUAUUCUUACACUUGAAGUGUGGGCUUGUAGAAAAUGAAACACCUUUAUCUACUUUCAAGCCAAGCCAUAUAACCCCACUAAAUCCUCCAUUUUCAGCACUAAUACAUCCAUAUAAAUUAAUACUCUGUUGUCUCCUUUGAUUUAUGUAAAAUCAAGAAAUACAGAACAAAUACCAGAAUCCCCUAAAUCAUGGCUAAGAAACUCUUGUUGUUUCUUGUUUUGCUAAUGGGGGCUCUUGGAGCUGCAAAAACCAAUUUUUUAGAUGAUGUCAUCCUGUCAGAGCUUGAUGAUUUGGAUGUAGAAGACGGUGAUGAAGGAGAGGUUUUUGACCUCCCCAGAUGGGGAACUGAUCGUGGCAACAAGAUUCUUGUCAAUGUUGAUAGCUUUGGUGCAGUUGGUGAUGGGGCUUCAGAUGAUACCAAGGCUUUCGUUGAUGCAUGGAAACAAGCUUGUUCAACACCAAAAUCAGUCUUCUUGGUCCCUGCAGGACACAGUUAUCUAGUAAAUGCAACAAGGUUCCGAGGACCCUGUGCGGGCAUACUGAGAGUCCAGAUUGAAGGAACUAUAGUAGCACCGGAUGAUCCUAAGACCUGGAAUUUUACAAAGAAUGGACGAAUUUGGCUUGGCUUUUUAAACUUGACUGGAGCUUUGUUCCAAGGAGGAGGGGUUAUUGAUGGAUCAGGCAGCAAAUGGUGGGCAGCUUCAUGCAAGAAGAACAAGACUAAUCCUUGCGUAGCAGCACCAACUGCUUUAACUAUAUAUGCGAGCUCAGGUAUAAAGGUGAAGGACCUAACAAUUCAAAAUGGCCAACAGAUGAAUUUUGUCAUUUCUCGAUCAGACUCUAUACGAAUAAGUGGUGUUAAGGUUUCUGCUCCUGAAGACAGUCCUAAUACUGAUGGAAUCCAUAUAACUGAAUCUACAAAUGUUGUACUCCAGAAUUCCAAAAUUGGAACAGGUGAUGACUGUGUCUCUAUUGUCAAUGCUAGUUCCAAUAUCAAACUGAAGAGAAUUUACUGUGGACCUGGCCACGGAAUCAGCAUUGGGAGCCUUGGUAAGGACAACUCUGUUGGUAUAGUUACUGGCGUUGUACUUGAUAAUGCAUUUCUCAAAGGUACCACAAAUGGUUUGAGGAUCAAGACAUGGCAGGGAGGAUCAGGUUAUGUGCGUGCAGUGCGCUUCCAAAAUGUAAGGAUGCAAGAUGUUUCCAAUCCUAUCAUCAUUGACCAAUUCUAUUGUGACUCACCAAAGUCUUGCCAGAAUCAGACAUCUGCAGUUGAGAUAAGUGAGAUAGUUUACCGGAAUGUUAGUGGUACUUCAAAGAGCCAAAAGGCAAUCAAAUUUGCAUGUAGCGACAACGUGCCCUGCAGCCAUAUUGUUCUGAACAACAUCAACUUAGAGACCAGAGAUGGUACUGCUGAGGUCUACUGCAACUCUGCAACAGGGAUUGGUUAUGGUUACAUUCAUCCAUCGGCUGAGUGUCUCAACUCCUCUGACAAGAAAAUUAAGCAGAAAAUGGAUGCUGGACUUGACGAACCAAGGGAAGAAUACAUCGUUCAUACUGAGCUAUGAAUUGCCAUCACUCCCAACAUCAUGAUUAUUGAAGCACAUAUUUUUAAUAGACAUCUCGUAGUUUAGUGCUUACUGAUUUGAGUAAUCUCAGAUUCUGAGAUUCCUAACUAGGUAAGAUAACAGGGAUUCAUUAAAAAUAUUUAUAUAAGACAUAUAUUAUAUACUUAAUUUUCUUCCAUGAUAAGUUCAAUGUAAUACACAAAUUUAUUGAGAAUUAUGUUCAGUGUUCGAAUAUAUUGAGAGGGCUUAGGAGGGCCAUUUUCUCAUUUCUUAUUUUUUGUA